GUGAUGUUUGUAUAAAUACGGCCGACCUGAUUGUAUCGAAUCAUACACAAAUCAACCAUCCUUUAGAGUACAAACAACCAGCUUCCUUCCAAGCCUAGAGCUGUUUUCUUCUCAAAUCAAACCCAGUUAUCAUCGUCCGUCGAAGUGUAGGAGUUUUCCUCAUCCCGUCAACAACACCGACCAAUCAGUGUGAUCCUUUUCCAGUGUUCUACCGAGUGAACCGUAAUCCAAAAGCAAUCAUGAAGGUAUUCGCCGCCGUCGCCGUCAUCUCGCUGGCCGCUCUGGUCGUCGCCGAGCCCCCAUCCCCCUACAGCAACUACCAGCAGGGAGGAUCCAAUGGGAAUAACGGUUACAACUAUAACGCAAACUCAAACGGCUACAACUAUCCAUCUGCCCCAUCAACCCAAUACGGAGCCCCGACUGGUGCCGGAACCGGUGGUGCCGCCGGAUACAACUAUGCCGACGCCAACGCUAACGCCGAACCCGCCAAGUACAGCUUCGAGUACCAUGUUCAGGACUUCCAGUCUGGCAACGAUUUCGGACACAUGGAAUCUCGCGAUGGAGACCGCACCACCGGCCGCUACUUCGUCCUGCUUCCCGAUGGCCGCAAGCAAGUUGUGAACUACGAAGCCGACCAGAACGGAUACCGCCCAACCAUCUCCUACGAAGACACCGGAGCCGGAGCCGGAGGUUACCCAAACAGCCAGCAACAGGGAGGUUUCCAGGGAUACUAAGGUAACACGCGAACCAAUCGUCAUGACAACCCCAACCAACUCAAGUUAUUAGGAACGAAUUUAAACUCUAGUUAAUUAUUUGUUUAGUGAAUUAUUCUCACCCUCUUCCUUCCUUCCUACUACCCCAAUCCUACCAACCGAACGGUCGGUAGUCGGCCAGUACUUCCAAAUACUUCCCAAAGCUAUCGAUCUUCAUCAGCUCCAUCUAUGAGCAAGUACCAAAACUUCAUCACAAAAACAAAAAAAAACAAAUCUAGACCACUGGCAUCGAACACUGGAAAAACGAUUUCAAAAUGCGAUCACAAACGUAUUAGAACACGAUACAAAUUUUUAUUUGCUUUUACAUGAGCUUAGUCCUAAGCGAACUGCUUCUAUAAGGAAUCACCUGCGGAAGCUCGAUUCGAGCUUCCCCGGUGCAAAGAAUCGAAAAACCCGUCAAUCCAAUGAUUGACAACCAAAAAAAAAACAUUGUAAACAAAACCUAGAUUAGGGAAAAGCAAGCAACUAAAAAAAUGUGUGAGGAAAACGAUGAUGAACUGCCAUACAAAACAAGAACACCAGCAAAACAAAAACAUUAAAUGAAAAAGAGCGAGGGUCAUCGUGAUCGCCCACAACAACAACAACAACAUCCACCAAGGCUUCCACGAUGACCCGCGCCGUGCGAAACCAACAUCAGCACCAAGAAGAAAACCUCUGUAAAUAAGUAAGCGUUAUUUGUACAUUUUAUUAUUUUUUGUUUUAAUUUUCUUUCUUUUUGUAAACUGUAACGUUGUCACAAUGCAAACAAGAAGCGAAGAAAAAUAAAAAUAAAACGAAGGCAACACGAUCGGCACUCCCAGCUACCUUGGAAAUACGGAUACCAUGGCAAAAAGUUUGAUUGGAACGGUCUGCUGAGUGAUAAAGGUAUCGCACAUUGGGAAGGCGGGGCUUAAACGGAGCUCCGCCUUUCUUUGGGACGAUGUCCUAAUCGCAUUGACAGCGACCGUUCGAUCACUCUAAGUGAUGGUACCAGUGAGGUAGCUCGGGAGUGGUUGAUUAUUUGCCUACGAAUCAAUGAAAAA
Molecule: messenger RNA, 1795 nt
Organism: Aedes aegypti (yellow fever mosquito)
Lineage: Eukaryota; Metazoa; Arthropoda; Insecta; Diptera; Culicidae
Gene: Cpr56F
Product: pro-resilin
Exons: 3
Coding region: 240-734 (164 amino acids)
Cellular component (GO): extracellular matrix
Source: RefSeq, a predicted model, not a curated record